AUGAAACUAAACACGAGCAUCUCAUCGUCACGCCGCAAGCAGCGCAAGAAGCACUUCAACGCCAAAUCAACCGAUCUAACCAAGCAGAUGACCGCUCCGCUCUCAAAAGCCCUGAAAGAGGAGAUCGGCAUCAAGCGCAUACCUGUCCGACCAAACGAUAUUGUUCUGGUGCGUGUUGGCAAGUACAAGAAGACAGAGGGCAAGGUUGUCAAGGUGAACAGGAUUGCGAGGAAGAUUUGUGUGGAGGGGGUGUCCAUCACAAAGAAGGAUGGAGCGGUGCGGUACCUGGGGGUGCAUCCUUCUAAUUUGUCUAUUGUCAGGCUGAGCAUGGAAUACGACAGGAAUAAGGUGAUUGAGAAAAUUAAAGGACAGUAA
Messenger RNA from Vavraia culicis subsp. floridensis, 375 nucleotides. RefSeq names its product ribosomal protein L24. Gene Ontology annotation, cellular component: cytosolic large ribosomal subunit. Gene Ontology annotation, molecular function: structural constituent of ribosome; RNA binding. Gene Ontology annotation, biological process: ribosomal large subunit biogenesis; cytoplasmic translation. Bases 1 to 375 code for a protein of 124 amino acids. The record is from RefSeq and is a predicted model, not a curated record. The transcript has a single exon. NCBI's taxonomy places the organism in Eukaryota, Fungi, Microsporidia, Pleistophoridae.